Molecule: messenger RNA, 480 nt
Organism: Guillardia theta CCMP2712
Lineage: Eukaryota; Cryptophyceae; Pyrenomonadales; Geminigeraceae
Exons: 1
Coding region: 1-480 (159 amino acids)
Source: RefSeq, a predicted model, not a curated record
AUGGAUCGACUCAAGAGGUUUCUCCGGCACGAGCUCUAUGAGCCUGCAGUCAGGAUGAGCGCGACUGAGCUGGGAAUUUCUCUGAGCGCAGGGGGAUGGGGAGGGCUCUUUCCCAUUCCUGGUGCAACGACCAUCGCUGUGUUCUUCCUCCUCCUCCUCCUUCGGACAAGAUUCACCGUGACUCCAGUUGUCUCAGCCUUGUCCGUGGCGAUCAACCUGCUCUUGACACCUAUCCAGCUUAUGCUGAUCCCUCUCUUCAUGCUUCCCUUCUCGCAAUGCUCUCCGUCUUCCUUCCUUGCUCAGGUGCACGAGCUCCCUCUCCUCGUCCUCGUCGUUGAGUUCGGCCAGUGCCUGGCUGGCUCCGUGCUGGUCUGGACAGCAGCGGCUCCUGUUGCCAUGGCAGCGCUCUUCUGUUGUGCGGCGGUAGGGACGCGAGCGAUGCGUUGGAUGAACAAGGGGAAGUUCGAAGCCGAGAGAUGA